AUCUUAUAUAAGUUAACAUAAAGUUAUUUAUUUACUCCUGUUUGUAAUAAUAAAUCUUAAAAUUCAUUGUUUUCUACUCAACAAAGUAAAUCAUAAAAGAUAAGAUUAUGUUCCAAAUUGCAUAACCUAUAAAAUCAGUGGGAUUUCAGUUGAUCUUCAAGUAUUGAGUAAAAGUUUUUUGUUUUUCAUAAAUUAGUUUUAUAAAUAUUUUAAAACUAUAAAAAUGUAUGAAGGAGUAAUUAUUGAAAAACUUUUUACAAAGGAUCUAAGAUUUCCAACAUCAUUGAACAGUGAUGGGUCUGAUGCUAUGCAUACACAUCCCGAUUAUUCAUGUGCAUAUGUUAUUCUUGAAACAAAUACUGGACAAAAAGCCCAUGGAAUGACAUUUACUCUCGGGAGAGGGACUGAAGUUGUUAUUUGUGCAAUAAAGGCUUUGGAAAAUUUAAUCAUAGGUCAGAAAGUUCAAGAUAUAUAUAAUAACUUUGGCGAUUUUUGGAGAAAGUUAACUAGCGACAAUCAACUAAGAUGGAUAGGUCCAGAGAAAGGUGUAAUGCAUUUAGCAACAGCUGCUAUAGUCAAUGCCCUUUGGGACCUUUGGGCGAGACUAGAAGGAAAGCCUGUCUGGAAGCUGUUAGUUGACAUGUCACCUGAACAGCUGACAUCAGUCAUUGACUUCAGAUACAUAACAGAUGUGAUUACAAAAGAUGAAGCGAUCAAAAUACUAAAAGAAAAAGAAGAUAAUAAAAAAGCUAGAGAAUUCGACCUGAUUAAAAAUGGAUAUCCAGCUUAUACAACCCAAGUCGGGUGGUUGGGAUACUCCAGUGAAAAGGUGAAGAGCUUGUGUAAAAAAUAUCUAGAUCAAGGUUUUACAGCUUUCAAAGUGAAAGUUGGACAGAAUUUAGAUGAAGACAAGAAGAGAUGUGCAAUGGUCAGAGAAAAUAUAGGCUCAUCCAACGUACUGAUGGUAGAUGCCAAUCAAGUAUGGUGUGUUGAUGAAGCAAUUGAUUGGAUGAAAAGUCUGGCAGAGUAUAAGCCACUUUGGAUUGAGGAACCAACCUCUCCUGAUGACAUCCUCGGACAUGCUAAAAUAGCUCAGGCACUGAAGCAAUAUGGGAUAGGAGUUGCAACAGGAGAAAUGUGUUGUAACCGUGUAAUGUUCAAACAGUUUCUUCAAGCAGGAGCUUUAGAGUUCUGUCAGAUCGAUUCUGCAAGGGUCGGAGGGAUCAAUGAGAUACUUUCAAUUUAUCUUAUGGCAGAGAAACUCAAAGUCAAAGUAUGUCCUCAUGCUGGUGGUGUCGGGCUUUGUGAAAUGGUACAACACUUACAAUUUUGGGACUAUGUGAGUCUCUCAGGAACCAAAGAGGGAAAGUAUAUAGAAUAUGUUGAUCAGCAACAUGAACACUUUAAAACUCCUGUUGUAAUCAAGUCUGCUGCUUAUAUGCCACCAACAGAUCCAGGAUAUUCUAGUGAAAUGUUUCCAUCUACGAUGGAAAAAUAUGAAUUUCCUAAAGGAACUUACUGGCAGGAAUUAGCAAACAAUAAGUAAAAAGGUAUUCCCACACCAUUACUUUCAACCGUUUCAAGUCUUUUCCCAAGGUUUCAGCAGGACUUCUCUACAGGCGAGACAGAACAUAGUCAGACUGUAAUAAUAAAAAAAAAAAUUAUUAUUUUACAAUAAAAGUGUUAAUAAAAAG
Messenger RNA from Nezara viridula (southern green stink bug), 1694 nucleotides. The record is from the annotation of a GenBank genome assembly. NCBI's taxonomy places the organism in Eukaryota, Metazoa, Arthropoda, Insecta, Hemiptera, Pentatomidae.